Lymnaea stagnalis (great pond snail) is the source of this 8628-nucleotide messenger RNA. NCBI's taxonomy places the organism in Eukaryota, Metazoa, Mollusca, Gastropoda, Lymnaeidae. The record is from the annotation of a GenBank genome assembly.
GAUAACUGCCCAUUCGAGUUCGAGUUUGCAAAGUGAUCUUCAACAAUAAUAAUAAUUCUAAUACUAAUAGUUAAUUGUCAUUAUAAUUAUUGCCAAUAUUUACUAUUUAGGUAAUUUAAACUUUAAAUUAAGUGAAAAUAAAACCAAAAGUGAAAGUCUCAAAAUGACCAGCCCAAGCCAGAGUACUUUAAUAGUAAUAUUACAAUUAUGACUGUAAUAAUAACGACAUAGACAUGGACCUAAUGCCUAAGUCUAAGUAACGAAGUGGCUAUUCCGACCCGGCUACCAGAAGUUCAGAAGUGAGAGGUUGGGAUUAAUUUGAUUUAAAAAAAUGUUUGAAAUAUUAUUGUUGGGUUUGUAAGAUAAAAUUUGGUAUCGAAUGAAAGAUAAUUGAAUGUACUAAACUUUUGUACCCUUAAUUCUUCAUUUUAACUUAAAUAUAAAUAAACUAAUAAACUCCCACAAAUGACAUCCGAAUAACAUUUAGUUUUAGUAAAUUUAGGCGUCAAAAUGGAACCCCAUAUAGGCACCGCCGCUAUUCGGACCCGGUCCCAAUAUAUAGACUAAAUCAACUGAUCAAUUUGUCACUCAUUAAAAAUAAGUCCUUUUGCAAUUGGUAACAUUUAUUUAUUUUUUAAGCAGCUUUUACAAAACCAUGUUUUGCUCCAACUCCAAGGCUCAGACUUUAACCUGACACACUUCCUAUUAUAAAUAUCUUUCAUUGUAAUCACCUUUUCUGUUGAUUGUGAUUGGAUCAUGUGUUGCUUGAUCAUUUUUUGUUAGCCUUGGUCACCGGAGGAAUAUCUUGAGAACUUAUUCAUCCGGUUGCCGGACAUGUAGACACUUCAUAAGAAGCAAAAAUAAUAAUCUUAGUAUCUUAAAUAAUAAAGUCUGUUACUGUUAAAAUUAAAACAAAUCAUAGAUUCAAUACAGCUCAUAAUCCCUACAUUGCGUACAUUCUUUUUUUUUAAAAAUUGCUAGGUGCUGGUAAUAAACCACUUAUUGACUGUGUAUAACACCUCCCAUAAACUAAUGCCAUUAAUACUACUAAACUACUAAGUCACAAAUUGGCGAGUUUUGUGUUACUAUGAGUAUAGUAUGAGUAUGGGCAUUAAUCAUGAACAUUUUAAUUUAAGUACCGGUACUUAAAUGUAAUUUGGUUCAAUUUAUUAUUUGCUAAUACUAAUUUACUCAUAAUUUCUUGGAACAUACUUUCUGUUAAAAAGACAGAGUUAAGGUCAUUGUAAUCAGUGUUAGCCCAGGCAAAGAAGAGAAGGACCUCAAGUAUUAGCCUAUACCAGGCAGUAGCUAUAGACUGGCUAUAUAGUUAUAUAAUUUAUAAUAAAUCAACACUAUUACUAUGCAGUAUGCUAUAACUAUACUUUAAAACUUAAAACACAUUAGCUCAGUAGGCUUAGAUUAUGGCUUAAUAAAAUUGAUGCUAAUGAUGGUGUGCAUUAGUAUAAAGGGGCCUACCAUUAUUGAAGUCACACAAAUUUUGCAGUUUUUGACCCCUCCUCCCCCAUCAUUACAAAUCGUCACAAAAAUGUUUGUUCUCUUCCCAUCUUUUUCCCCCUCCUCCCCCAUCAUUACAAAUCGGCACACAAAUGUUCCCCCCCCCCCCCCCCCCCACCCUUCCCUCAUAAUAUAUAACCUCGCAAACCCCUGCACCCCCGUAUAAAAAUCCCUCUGUCCACCACUGUCCUUUACAAACCCUUAAAAAAUUCGAAGUGGCUGUUUGCACCCGGGUAUCAGAAGUGAGAGGUUGGGAUUAAAAAACUAUUUGAAAUAUUAAUGUUGGGUUUGUAAGACAAAAUGAGGUAUCAAAUGAAAGAUAAUUGAAUGGACUAUAUGUUUGUAAACUUACUUUUUCAGUGUAAUCUUACUUCUUCAGUUUAACUAAAAUAAACUACCACAAAUAACAUUCGAAUGGGAUUUAGUCUAAAGGGACCAGGGUCCGAAUAGCGGCGAUUCGUAUUUGAAUCUAUGGCACCCAGUCUCCACAUUGCAACAUAAAUUCUCACUACUGUCAAAGUCAUGACACACCUAAUCUCCUCCUCCAUAGCAUCCUGUAAUAUGAUCAUAUGCAAUUUCUGGGACCUCACAUACCUGUACUGAUUCUCUCAGUGAUCGUAGUUUAAAAAUUAAAUACUUAUAAUUUUUGUAUAAAGAAUAAUUAAAAUGUUUGUAAUUUACUAUUAGUAAUUGCAAUAUUUUAAAAGAAUGUUCAGCUUUUAGUGUGACAUCACAUUGCAUUCCCCUUCCCCCUUGUCACACAUCAUCACAAUUAUGUGGACCCCCCCAAUCCCCACCCCCUAGAUGCUUGAUGUCAUUUAUGGACGGCCCAAAUCUUUUACUCUUACUCUUACAGUCAUAGUUUAUUUACUAGUCUGAGUUGGCUAAUCUUAAUUCUGUAAAAUUUAAACCAGAGAGACCAUGUCAAAUAAAUUGUGUCUUGUCCUAUUAGUAGGCCUAUGAGACAGUGAAACCUCACAAUAAAAUGAUAAUUUUUGUCCUUACAAUUGGAUUCCGAAAUUCCGGAAAUUGUGGGGUAGCAUUUAAAGCCAUUGCCAUGUUUUACAGUAUUUUAUUUUUUCUGAGAACAGAUUAGUACUGCCUGCAAGAUGGCAGAAUACAAAAUAGCAAAGGCACAAAAAGGAAGGAGAUAGGAAAUUUAUACACAAAUUAAUUAGAACAGAUGCUUACACUUACAGAUAUAGACAAACUUCUUCUUCUUCUUUAUUUUAAGGGCCCACGAUCAAUGAAUUGAUCAUUCUGGCUCCUAUGUUUCAGAGAGGUUUGCGAUGUUACUGUCCAUGGGUUUCAAUGGGAUACUUCACUGGUUGCAAGGGCGACUCAGCAGUGGUGUUAUGAACUGGGGGUUGGAAUACAGGAGGCAAUAGACACAAAUGUAUCGAGUGUAGCCGCCUCAACUGUUGCUUUUGGAAGCUUGUUCCAGUCCCCUAUUGUCUUCGGCAGGAAUGAGGAGCUUCUGUACUUCGUUCUUGUUUUUACCAGCCGGAACUGUUUGUCGUGACUUCGUCGCAGUCUGGGGGGAAGAUGAACGAGUUUCUGUUUGAUUCCGGAGCAGUGCACCAGCCCAUUUUUUAUCUUGUAAAACAUGGUGAGCCUGGAUAGUCGUCGUCGUUCUUCCAAUGUCGACCAGCCCAGUGUUUCCAGCAUGCUGCCAACACUCGAGGUGCUUCUGUAGCGGUUCAUGACAAAGCGUGCUGCCCGUCGCUGGACCGCCUCCAACCUGUCUAUGCUUUUCUGGGUAAAUGGGUCCCAGACUGUAGAAGCAUACUCUAAAAUAGGUCGGACAAAGGCUUUAUAGGCUUUUUCUUUCACGCUUGAGUUGCCGAUCUUCAGAUUGCGCCUUAGGAACCCCAGGGUCUUGUUUGCCCGGUUGCACACACUGUUAAUGUGCUCGUCCCAGCGGACCUCUCUUUGGAUGGUAACACCCAAGUACUUAACGGAGGAAACUGGCUCAAGAAUAUGGCCAUGCAGUUCGUAAGAGUGGUUUAGAGGGAACCUGCUUCUGGAGACUGACAGGGUUUGGCACUUGACGGGAUGAAAUUCCAUGUCCCAGCUUAUCUCCCACUCAGCUAACCGAUUGAGGUCUUGUAAACUACUAGUUUACCUAAAUUUUUUUGUAUUCUCUUCUUUUUUUUUCAUGUUUAAAAAAAACCCAUUUCAUAUCUGAAUGUAGAUUAGAAAUUUCAGCAGCCUGUGCUUUUCUGAUAUGUGUUAUAAAAGUUAUAAUAUAGUCAUAGUAUAGCUGGGUAUUUUAUUGUAGGGUUCCACUUUACAUGUGCUAGCCUAAUAUGAAUAAAUAAUUACCCUAAAGUUUGAAUUUUGAGAUGCAAAAAAAAAAAAAAAUUCAGCAGACUCCUAGUAAAUAGCUAUAACCCUAGUUCCCAACCCAUAUAUUUUCUAAACUUUCAAUACCAGGUUGGUGUAUGUUUAUUGAAGGAUAUAAAAUGCUUAAACUUUGCUUCAAGAAAUGUGGAGCCUUAUGUAUCAAUGAUGCUCUACUAGCGUCAAUAAAAAUUGUUGCUGACACACCUGUCCAACCAGUAGCAUGGAAUACCUGGAAUGAUAAAAGAAAACAACUUUCUUUCAGGUACUCAUUUAAAUUGGUUACAAUUAGCAUGCAACAUUGUCAAGUUGCAGUAUUUGUUUACUGAGAGAUAGACAGAGAACUCAGCUAAAGGUGCUUUGGAAUACCAUGAAAUGAAUAAGUUUGAAAGUGACACUUUAAUUUCCAAAAAAUAGAGUGUAUUCAAAAUGCAAAAUAGUUGCAUAAUUAUUACAGCUAUAUGAUACAUUUUUGUAUGGCUUAUUGAAUUUGUAUUAUUAAAUUAAAUACAUUGGUAAAUUUAAUGGACAUAAGCAAUUUUAUAUUAAAUUUUAGAAUUAUUUCUUUCCUGUAAUUGUUUUUUUAAUAUUAUUACAUAUUUUUAAUUAAAUGAUUUUUUAAAAAAUAGAGCAUUAUUUAAUUCAUAAACUAAACUUAUUCUAUUUCACAGCUACUGCCAAAGUAGAUUUUAUCAAGUAAGAAGACUCCAUGUAUCUGCAAUCAUAAAUAAUUUGAAGGAUAAAAAGCAAAGUGACCCCAUUAUUAUAAAUAAAAAACCUGAAGAUGUCAUGGUCCAAUCUGGAAAUGAAGAAUCAGUUACUGAAACUGAAAGAACAACUUCAUCAGCUGUUGGCAAGCCACAGAUAUUUAAACAAGCACAACUUUCUCAGCCUUUGGUUAGUUUUCUUUUUUAGUAUCUUAUAUCUAUGCAUAUAGCUCUAUUUCAAAGAAAGCAGUGAUCUAAAUUAAGAAAAUAAAUUGUUGCUCCAUUUAGGUGUAAAUUUUACUAUUUACCUAGAAAAUAAAUUUCUAUCAAAACAAAAAUGAUAAAACGCAAUGCUCAAUAAUGCUUCCUUUAAAAAUUUGAUAAUACAUUUCACUGAAAAUCUUCAAAAUUGUUUAUUUUAAUUUUAAACUAUUACAUUUUUUAACAUAUGACUUUCUUUUUAUUUUGAUUAUUAUACAAAAUUAAUGUCUGGAGAUGAAAGCAGAGCUUAAAAAGACAAAAGACCAAAGUUGUACAAAGAUGAUCUCCAUUAAUUAAAAUAAAAAAUAAAAAAAGAACUUGAUGCCUUAUUAUAUUAAAAUGUUUUAAAUGAAAAAGGGUUAAACAAAUACCUCCUGCCUUUGUCUGCCACUGAUCAUAAAUAUUAUAUUUAUAUUCCAGGUGAGACCAUCAAGUCUCCCAGAUCACGAUCCCAAAAGAAUAACAGAAGAAAGCAGGAAGUUGGAGAGAAAGGCUAGAGCUGUAUUUGACAAGAUUGCCACUGAAAAGUAUGCACCUUUUCUCAAAAUGAGAUUUAAAAGUCAAUGCUUGAAAUGCAAAUAAAAAAGUUUAUAAUUCAUUAUUAUUAUUGUUCUUAGGUAAAUUUUAAAAAUUGUAAUUGAUUUAACACACACACACACCACCCCCACUUUUCCACUACAACCACACACAUAUUUGUAAGAAGAAAUAGCCUAUUAUAAGCCACGUUUCAGAACAUUUUUACUUAUCGUUUACAGAGGGGCUUCUAAACCUACAUUUAUUUAUGCAAUCAACGAGUAUAUUUCCAAGGACACCUUAUAUCGCAGAGGAGCAUUAGAGUUUAUCUAUGCUGGCCUGAGUGAAAUGAAGCGUUUUGGUGUAAAUAGAGACUUGACUGCUUAUAAAGCUCUUAUACAAGUAAAUUUAUUUGCUUUAUUUUUGUAUCAUUUGGGAAGAUGAUGGUUUCAAAUUUACAUAAAUCACAUGUGCAGAAAUUUUCUUAAUGCAAUCUUAAGUUUUUUGUAUCUUUGGAAGGAAAGUAUUUGUUUUAAAAGAUUUGUUAAAAGUUACAAAAAAGUUACAUUAAAAAAAAAGCAACAGGUCUUAAAACAAGUGUUUUGUUCACAGAAAAAUAAUAUAAGGUAUUAAAUUCAAACAAUUUUUGCAGUGUUUUCCAGAAGAAAAGAUGAUUCCUCGAAAUGUGUGGCAAGUAGAAUUUAUGCAUUACCCCAGACAGCAACAGUGUGGAAUAGAUCUAAUGGAGCAGAUGGAACAAAGUGGUUAGUUUGAUUUUUUAUAAUAAUUCAUUGCUUAUUGAAUUGCACAUAUAAACAAAAAAAAUUUGAAAACUCUUCAGGCCAGUUUUGUGCACCCAUUUUGUUCCAGCAAAUAUUAUUUUUUAAACUUCUUGUUUUUUGCUGCAGUUUUUUUUCUUCAGAUUUACAUUGACAAUUUGGCUGCUUUGAUCCCAGAACAUUUUUAUGUUGAUUGUGAGUUUUAUGGGUCAUAUUUAAGAAUGAAUUUAUCUUUUUCAACUUUAAAGAUAAUGCAGACAUUUUGGUUUGUAAUUGACUACACCUCGACUCUUUGUCGAAUCAAUUUGAUGAAUAUUGCUGUGUGAGCAAGUAAUAAAAAUGUGAAAGAACAAAGUCCAAAUAAUUUCCAAGCCGAAUUCCUGUAAACCCAAGAAGUUCUUGAUAGCAUUACAAAAAAGACUAAAAAUGAGGCGAACAAUAUUAGGUGUGCAUACUGCAUCUUUUAGGGAGCCAAGAUUUGUAUAUUUGUUGACACUUCUUCAGACACAAAUUAUGAUGUCAAAGUGGUUAAGUUACUAUAAGAACAAUCUGAAAUUUCAAAAUGACAUUUCUACGAUGGGCAGGCAGUUUUCCCUUACUUAGAGAAGAAGUUUUUAAAAUGGUUUGUUGCAAAUGAAAAAAAAAAAUCUAGCAGUGUUAAAUUUUUGUGUCAAGUGCCAUUCUUGAUCAAGAAUAUCUUUAAAAAAAGGUUGUUCCCACAUGGGUUUAGUAAGAAACGUAAACUAAAUGUAUCUAGAAAUUUCUUUUGAAAGGCUCAACUCUAACUUUUCAAAGAACCAUAAAGUAUGAUAAAAUAGUAUGAAUUUGUCUUUGAUGAUAUUUUUAAAAUGGAAAAUUAUUCAUUUUUUCCCACUUCAGCUGUGAUACCAGAUGAUGAAUUUGGUGUCCUGCUAAAAAAUCGCUUUGGUUCUACGGCCCAUGUCACGAGGAAGUAUCGACGUAUGAUGUAUUGGUUGCCAAAAUUUAAGAAUAUGAAUCCUUAUCCAGUUCCUUAUGACAUGCCAAAUGAUCCUAUUGAAUUAGCUCUGCUCAUGUUGAAGAGGAUGUGUGUAGAUGAGAAAACCAAAUACAAUGUUAUUAAGGUAUGGAGUUGAUUAUUUACUUAAUUAUCAAAUAUAGAAUUGCUUUGUAAUAGAUGUAUUGAAUAAAAGAAAAAAAAACAUUGUUACUUUUUGUUAAUGGGUAUGGGGAAAUCAAUUUAAAUAACAUGUAGUCCAUUAAAAGUAGUUUAGCAAAGUAUAUUCUGUUUCAUUUUUAAAAAUGAUCCCGGUUUAUAUGAUAUUCAACAUAUUCCUAGACAGUAGAAAUGGAGGAUUCUCCAGAAGAAGAUACUUUUAUUGUAAGUGCCCAGAGUCCCACGCAACAGCAACUCAUUAGUCAACACAAGACGGGACAGCCAUUAUUUGUUGAAGGUCCUUUUCCUGUGUACAUGCGAUAUGUUGGGAAAAGAUAUUUUUUGCUACGAGGAGAGCCAAACAUUAAUUCUUUAAUGAAGCAGAAAAAACUUGAAGAGGAGGAAGAAAAAGAAGAAAGUAAGUUAAUUAUAUUAUAUAGCUUAAGAUGAGUACAACUUACUGUUAUAAAACUCUGAUAUGAUUUACACCAUUAGGUACUAUAUUAGCUUAUUGAGAAUUAUUCAUAAUUAGAAGAAUGCUUGGCAUUAAUUUCAUGAUUAAUGAUAAAAAAAAAAUAUUCAGGUGCCCUCUUUCUUUUGUCUUGAUUUAAAAAUAAUGCUUGUUUAAAACAAACAUGAAUGUGGUUAUGUUGGCUUAUUGUAAUUUCAUUUUACACAUGCGUACCUUAAUACAAAUUAGAAAAAGAGAGUAAAAACUAAAUCCAUGUGAGUGCGAUUUAAAAUGGAAAUCAGGUGGAGAAAGUAAAAGUUAAACUUUCCAGGAAGGUUGAGUGUCAAAGAGCAUGCGGAAAUAGGGGAAGACAGGCUAGUUAACAGAAGCUUGACAAAAAUUCAACUACUGGCACUCUCAAAAUGUUUAAAAUUUAUUAGUCUUUUCUUUUAACUUCAUCAGAUCUUUUCGAGUGGGUCAACUUUUAUGAAGAGAAUUACAAGGAGAUAAAGCCAGUGCUAAGUGUUCACGAACAAGAAGACAGCACAAUCUUGGGUCUAUGCAUCACAGGAACCUCGACAAAAUCUAGUGUGGUUGCUUGGAUCAGAUGGCUAGAAAAGUCAAAUCCUAAUUUGGCUCAAACACCUGUACUUUUCAAGUUAAUAUCUCCAAAUAGUGAAACGGAUGUCAUAGGUGAUAACAGACCUUUUACAGAAUUAAAAAAAUUGUAAACUUUCCCUUGGAUUUAAAGCAUGAUGAUAUUGUGAACAAAGGCUGAAUAUUUGUAAUUAACGUUGUGUGAUCGUCAGAACAUUCUAAUACAAUUUAUUUAGGCAUGCAGAAUAAAAAAUUUGCCACUUUACCUAUUAUUUACCUAUUUUCUUUAUCUGUUGACACAAAUAAAGUGUUUUUGUCAAAAUGAGC